Messenger RNA from Chanos chanos (milkfish), 2823 nucleotides. RefSeq names its product Ras and Rab interactor 2a (gene rin2a). Bases 1 to 2823 code for a protein of 940 amino acids. Gene Ontology annotation, biological process: vesicle-mediated transport; signal transduction. Gene Ontology annotation, molecular function: small GTPase binding; guanyl-nucleotide exchange factor activity. The transcript has 11 exons. NCBI's taxonomy places the organism in Eukaryota, Metazoa, Chordata, Actinopteri, Gonorynchiformes, Chanidae. The record is from RefSeq and is a predicted model, not a curated record. Gene Ontology annotation, cellular component: endocytic vesicle; cytosol.
AUGUCUGCAGACAUGCUAGUCCAGCCCUGCCACAUGGACCGGAGUGGGAGUUUCUUUAAGCUGAUUGACACAUUCUCCUCCGAGAUCUCGGAGCUGAAGCAGGAGAUGGUUCAGACGGCUGCACCCGCGACCAUAGAACAGGACACAGAGGUCCUGCAGGGUCUUGAGGGUGAGGUUAGUGGGCUCUUCCUGCAGUCAUCUGCCUGUGCAGGGACAGCUGGAGCGAGGGACUCUGGUUAUGACUCUCUGCGCAGACGCAUGAGUGUGCUGGACAGACUGACGCAGACGCAUUCCGUUUGGCUGCUGUUGUGUCUGAGUGAUGAAGAGGCUCGACGCAUCCUGGAGCCUCAGCCGUCAGGGAGCUUUGUCGUGAGGAAGUCUGCGAAGCUGCAGAAAAAGGUGAUUUCCCUGCGGAUGGACGCGGAGAGUGGUCCACACACAGUGAGGGACUUCCCAGUCAAAGAGAGUCAGUACACUUUUUCCCUGGAGGGUUCAGGAAUCAGCUUUGCAGACCUAUUUCGACUUGUGGCUUUUUGCUGCAUCAGCAGGGAUGUUCUUCCAUUCACACUGAAGCUCCCUGAGUCGAUCUCUGCGGCAAAGACGCCCACCGACCUGGAGGAGGUGUCCAAGUUGGGCAUAGGGUUUUGGGACUCUGAGCUCUGUAAGAGGAGGAACUCUGUGAGUGGGACCCUGCAGGAGAGCUCAGCUCGUAAACUGAGGGAGAGAGGAGAGAGCGUUUCCCCCAGAGACAGCGCUCUGGCCGUCCCCUGCACCCGCGCCCCCUCCCACCUGGAGCAGAGCCAGUCCAACGGAGCUCUGUGCUUCAUUAACCCCCUCUUUCUGCAGACACACCAACCAACUGGCUCCUCUCCACAAACCAGCCAGUCCACGCCCCGCAGUAAAACCCGUCAAAGCGAGGACGGCGCCGUCGGCCGCCGCGGGAACUCUGGCCUGAGCCGGGCGAAGAGCGUACCGCGUACCCCGCCCCCACGACCUCCGCCGCCCCGCACGACACCCCCCAGGCCCGCCCCCCCUCGCAGGCAGAGGAGCAUGCCGGAGACGGUGUGCUGGAUCAAAACCUCCCCGGAGAAACCCAGCCUGCUGGGAAGGUUGGGCUCCUCUUUUCCGGGCUUCUCCACCUCCCCGCCCAAAAAGAUCAGCAGCCCAAUUCCCGUCCCUCCGUCUCGAACUAAGAGGCAGUCUCAGGUCCCGGACGGGGACAGGGAGACGGGCGUCGGGGUACUGAUGGAGGACCAGACCAUAGAGGAAGCGGUGUCCCUGAGUCUGGCCAAAUUACACGGCUCUGCCCGGGAGAACGGCUGCCCUGCCGACGCGCCGAGCCCCGGCGGCCGAGGAGAACGCCUGAGCGACAUCAGCGUCUCGACGUCCUCCUCCGACUCCCUGGACCUGAAUCACAGCUUCAACCAGCUCGCCAACGUGCCCUCCGCGCGCGGCCGAGCCGCGGGCGACAGCAGCAUGGAGGAGGAAGAGGAGGACGAGGAGGACUACGGCGUCAGCGUCGAGAGCGACCAGGAGAUCAGCAUCCACCCGCCGUUCAAGUCCAAGAAGCGGCACAGCGCCGGGCCGUUCGUUUUACGUCGGGCGCUGAAAGGGCACCUGCGUAAGGUCAGCGGGGUCUUUAACUCUCUGAUGACGCCUGAGAAACGGGCCAUCAGGAGGAUCGUGGAGCAGUCCCAGGAUAAAAGCACCUACUUCGGCUGCCUGGUGCAGGACUACGUGAGCUUUCUGCAGGAGAACCGCGGCUGCCACACCUCAGGCCUGGACCUGCUGCAGACGCUCAGACAGUUCAUGACCCAGAUGAAGUCCUACCUGCUGCAGAGCUCCGAGCUCGACCCGCCCAUCGAGUCCCUCAUCCCCGAGGAUCAGAUCGACCAAGUGCUGGAGAAAGCCAUGCAUAAGUGUGUGCUGAAGCCACUGAAGGGUGUGGUGGAGACAGCUCUGCAGGACUUCCAGGUGAGCAGUGGGGUGUGGCAGCAGCUAAAGGAGAACCUGGCGCUGGCCAAAACCAAGCGGCCGCAGGACAUGGGCGUGGACGGAGCCCUGCCUCCCGACCCCGUGGCCAUCGAAAAGAUCCGCCACAAGUUCCAGAACAUGAGCAAGCUGUACUCGCCGGACAAGAAAGUGUCUCUGCUGCUUCGCGUCUGUAAACUGAUAUAUACCAUCAUGGAAGACAACUCAGGGAGAAUGUAUGGAGCAGAUGACUUCCUCCCCAUGUUGACCUAUGUGCUGGCUCAGUGUGACAUGCCUGAGCUGGACACAGAGAUCCAGUAUAUGAUGGAGCUGUUGGACCCCUCUCUCCUGCACGGGGAAGGCGGCUACUAUCUGACCAGUGCGUACGGCGCCAUGUCGCUCAUCAGAAACUUCCAGGAGGAGCAGGCUGCACGGGUGCUGAGCUCAGAGACGCGCAACACGCUGCACCAGUGGCACCGCCGGCGCACCGCCCAGCGCACCAUUCCGUCCGUGGACGACUUCCAGAACUACCUGCGGGUGGCGCUGCAGGAGGCGGACAGCGGCUGCACGGCGAAAACCCUGCAGGUGCGACCCUACGCCACCACGGAGGAAGUCUGUCAGAUCUGCGCCGAAAAAUUCAAGAUUCAGGACCCCGAGAACUACACCCUGUUCCUCCAGACAGAGGAGACCACUCAGCAGCUGGCCCCCGACACCUUCCCUCAGAGGAUCAAGGCGGAGCUGCACAGCCGGCCCCAGGCGCUGCCCUUCUACUUCGUCUACCGCAGGAACCCCACCCGCAACAGCACGCAGAACGCCGAGGACCAGCUCAACGGCAACCCGGAGCCCGUCUGA